Molecule: messenger RNA, 1467 nt
Organism: Doryrhamphus excisus (bluestripe pipefish)
Lineage: Eukaryota; Metazoa; Chordata; Actinopteri; Syngnathiformes; Syngnathidae
Gene: cpsf4
Product: cleavage and polyadenylation specific factor 4
Molecular function (GO): RNA binding; zinc ion binding
Source: RefSeq, a predicted model, not a curated record
UGUGCGCGCCUCUCGUGCGUCUAAACUAGCAACAGCGCAGAGAAGCGUUCCGUGAUAAAAAAAAAAACUAACUUUGAAACAAUUCGGGGAUUUUUGUUUCACUAAAUAGAACAUCUUCUUGAUUACUGACGUGGCGUUUUUUAGCCUAAAGGCUAGCCUGGCUAGCUUUGGUCGGUGUCUGUUGAAGAAAAUGACCGACUAAUUAGCUCAAUUGUUGUUAGCUAGCUUCGUAUUUAGUUUCACGUAGCGGGACGCAACACAAACCACUGCAAACAUGCAGGACUUGCUGGCAAACGUGGACCACAUCAAGUUCGACCUGGAGAUUGCCGUGGAGCAGCAGCUGGGGGCUCAGCCCCUGCCGUUCCCCGGCAUGGACAAAUCCGGCUCAGCUGUUUGUGAGUUCUUCAUGAGAGCAGCGUGCGUGAAAGGCGGGAUGUGUCCUUUCCGUCACAUCAGUGGAGAGAAGACAGUGGUGUGCAAGCACUGGCUCAGGGGUCUUUGCAAGAAAGGAGACCAAUGCGAGUUCCUUCAUGAAUACGACAUGACAAAGAUGCCUGAAUGCUACUUUUACUCAAAAUUUGGGGAGUGUAGCAACAAGGAAUGCCCAUUUCUGCACAUUGAUCCCGAAUCGAAGAUCAAGGACUGUCCCUGGUACGAUAGAGGCUUCUGCAAACAUGGUCCUGAUUGCAGACAUAGACACACAAGGAGAGUGAUUUGCGUCAACUACUUGAUCGGAUUCUGUCCAGAGGGAAAAUCUUGCAAAUUUAUGCACCCUCGGUUUGAAUUACCAAUGGGAACUUCUGAACAACCUCCUCUGCCACUACAGAGUCAGAAUCAGGCGAAGACUGGGUCAUCCAUGGGCCGCUCGUCGCUCUCUAUAGUCCAGUUGGCCAGUCCAGGCCAGCGCCCACAGAACCACCAUUCCAUGCCUGGGAUUCAACAGAACCAUCUCCUGACCGGCAGGGGUCCUCGGCCGCUGGACCAAGUCACCUGCUACAAGUGUGGCGAAAAGGGCCACUACGCCAACAAGUGCACGAAAGGCCAUCUUGCUUUCCUGAGUGGACAGUGACCUUAAAGCUGCGGAGAAGAUAUGCUUGAAAGGUUGGACUUUGAACUGAAAGACUAAAAAAAAAAAUGCGAUGUUCUGCUCAAUCGACACAAUAGGCACUAUUGUUUCUCGGCCGUUAUACAUUGUGGAGACGGUCACGGUCAUCGUGUGUGGGAUACCCAAGUGGAACCUCCCGUCACCUGAAUUCACAGGACACCUUUUUUUAUGCUGGUGAGAAAUCACGGAAGGGUAAUAAUGAAUAUUUUUCUUGUAAGAGUUGUUGCUUACAUAAACCCUGGAAGUUGCUUGAUGAUCAAAAGUACAUAGUUGAACCGGUUUCAAACAUUACCACUGAUGCCAUAGUUACAUGUAAGAUCAUUCUUCUAUAGUGUGUAAAUAAAUGUUCCAUUCUAAAAAUG